CCAACACCAGCAGCCGAGCUCCACUCAGUGCCAGCGAGUGGCACAGGCAGCCACUGCUCCCAGACACACUAGCCAUCAGCCCAUGGAGUCUGGGGCUCUCCUCCUGUUGGGCCUCUGCUCUGCUGGCCUUGUUCUGGGCUCCGAACAUGAGACCCGUCUGGUGGCAAAGCUAUUUAAAGACUACAGCAGUGUGAUUCGGCCAGUGGAGGACCACCGUGAGGUCGUGCAGGUCACCGUGGGCCUGCAGCUGAUCCAGCUCAUCAAUGUGGAUGAAGUAAACCAGAUUGUGACAACCAACGUUCGUCUGAAACAGCAAUGGGUGGAUUACAACUUGAAAUGGAAUCCAGAUGACUAUGGUGGUGUGAAGAAAAUCCACAUUCCUUCGGAAAAGAUCUGGCGGCCAGACCUUGUUCUCUAUAAUAAUGCAGAUGGAGACUUUGCCAUCGUCAAGUUCACCAAAGUGCUCCUGGACUACACGGGCCACAUCACAUGGACACCUCCAGCCAUCUUUAAAAGCUACUGUGAGAUCAUCGUCACCCACUUCCCCUUUGAUGAGCAGAACUGCAGCAUGAAGCUGGGCACCUGGACCUAUGAUGGCUCUGUGGUAGCCAUCAACCCGGAAAGUGACCAGCCAGACCUGAGCAACUUCAUGGAGAGUGGGGAAUGGGUGAUCAAGGAGGCCCGGGGCUGGAAGCACUGGGUGUUCUAUUCCUGCUGCCCCAACACCCCCUAUCUGGACAUUACCUACCACUUCGUCAUGCAGCGCCUGCCCCUCUACUUCAUCGUCAAUGUCAUCAUUCCCUGCCUGCUCUUCUCCUUCUUAACCAGUUUGGUGUUCUACCUGCCCACAGACUCAGGGGAGAAGAUGACACUGAGCAUCUCUGUCUUACUGUCCUUGACUGUGUUUCUUCUGGUCAUUGUGGAGCUGAUCCCCUCCACGUCCAGUGCCGUGCCCUUGAUUGGGAAAUACAUGUUGUUUACCAUGGUGUUUGUCAUCGCGUCCAUCAUCAUCACUGUCAUCGUCAUCAACACGCACCACCGCUCUCCCAGCACCCACGUCAUGCCUGAGUGGGUCCGGAAGGUUUUCAUCGACACUAUCCCAAAUAUCAUGUUUUUUUCCACAAUGAAAAGACCAUCCAGAGAUAAACAAGAGAAAAAGAUUUUUACAGAAGACAUCGAUAUUUCUGACAUUUCGGGGAAGCCAGGGCCUCCACCCAUGGGCUUCCACUCUCCCUUGAUCAAGCACCCUGAGGUGAAAAGUGCCAUUGAGGGUGUCAAGUAUAUCGCAGAGACCAUGAAGUCAGACCAGGAGUCCAAUAACGCGGCUGAGGAGUGGAAGUAUGUUGCGAUGGUGAUGGACCACAUUCUCCUUGGAGUCUUCAUGCUGGUCUGUCUCAUCGGGACCCUGGCUGUGUUUGCAGGCCGGCUUAUUGAGCUACAUCAACAAGGAUGAAGGAAAACUGAGUUGCGCCUACCUCUGCUCCAGGACCAGCCAGAGCAGGAGGAGGCCAGAAAGAGGAGGAUCUGUCUACUUUAAUACCUUCUUACUUAUCAAAUAUGCAAUUUUCUACACUUCCUAUUAAUGCUAAUGAUUUAUGUUUAUACCAGUUAUGACCUUGAAGUGUUUUUUUCUUUGUUUCUCUCUUGAGUGAACCCUUUCCAGUAAAUAAAAAUGGAUCUUUA
Messenger RNA from Nannospalax galili (Upper Galilee mountains blind mole rat), 1683 nucleotides. RefSeq names its product cholinergic receptor nicotinic alpha 1 subunit (gene Chrna1). Bases 83 to 1453 code for a protein of 456 amino acids. Gene Ontology annotation, biological process: signal transduction; regulation of membrane potential; chemical synaptic transmission. Gene Ontology annotation, cellular component: synapse; neuron projection; postsynaptic membrane. The record is from RefSeq and is a predicted model, not a curated record. The transcript is spliced from 9 exons. Lineage: Eukaryota; Metazoa; Chordata; Mammalia; Rodentia; Spalacidae. Gene Ontology annotation, molecular function: acetylcholine-gated monoatomic cation-selective channel activity; transmembrane signaling receptor activity.